Mya arenaria is the source of this 2507-nucleotide messenger RNA. Its product is annotated as neuronal acetylcholine receptor subunit alpha-10-like. The transcript is spliced from 10 exons. Gene Ontology annotation, cellular component: neuron projection; membrane; synapse. The record is from RefSeq and is a predicted model, not a curated record. The coding region runs from base 139 to 1689 and encodes 516 amino acids. NCBI's taxonomy places the organism in Eukaryota, Metazoa, Mollusca, Bivalvia, Myida, Myidae. Gene Ontology annotation, molecular function: extracellular ligand-gated monoatomic ion channel activity; transmembrane signaling receptor activity; neurotransmitter receptor activity. Gene Ontology annotation, biological process: monoatomic ion transmembrane transport; chemical synaptic transmission; nervous system process.
UUGAACGAUCGGGUAGUUCGUUGGUUAAGCUAAAAUUGUCAUUAUUUUCGUGUCCCUCGGCUAUGGUUGGGCUUAUUUUGCUCUCUUCAUUUGUUAGUUUAUUCUUUUAAUUGAAGUCAUACGAACUAAGUUUUCCAUAUGACUGUUAAGUUGAAAAUGGAUUUAUUUGUGAUAUUGGCUUUUAUUUUGUGCCUUCACCAAACACCGUCAGGGGCGGUUUCCAACCAGACGCUUGCAAAGGGAAUUUUCGAUUCUUUGCUGACUGAUUAUGACGUCAGCCUCAUUCCCCUGUGCACUUCCGGAGACAGGGUCACGCUAAACAUUGACAUUGCCCUACGACAAAUAAUGGAGCUGAAUGAACGAGAACAGAUUUUGACCAUAAACGUUUGGCUGAGGAUGCGUUGGAACGAUUGUCGUCUGCAGUGGGACCCGACGUCUUACAACAACCUCACGUAUGUCAUGAUGACGUACGGUGACGUAUGGACACCUGGCGUCACUCUCUAUGAUAGCGCGGCAGAGGAAGUCAUGUUUCCCGGUAGAGAAGAUUACCGCGCGUACGUUUCUAGUUCCGGUGACGUCACAUAUAACUUUCCGACAGUCACCAAGAGUAUCUGCCAGGUUAAUGUGAAAUAUUUCCCGUUCGACACCCAGGAGUGCAGCCUGCAGUUCGGUUCCUGGUCGUACCACGGUCUUGACCUUGACUUUGUCAAUCGAAACUCUGCAGGUGACCUUGACACUUACAUCGAGAACACAGAGUGGUCCGUCUUGCGAAUCCCCGUCGAGCGCCACGUUGUUUACUACAACUGCUGCUCGGAACCAUACCCGGAUGUGACGUUUACGAUCGUGAUGAAGCGCCGUCCUGCCUUCUAUCUCCUCACAAUGAUGUUUCCGUGCAUGCUUACUUCCUGUGUGGCGGCCCUAGCGUUCCUUCUUCCGGUGGAAAGUGGCGAAAAGGUGUCCCUGGAAAUCACCGUUCUCCUGUCCCUCGCGGUCUUCCUCCUCCUGGUGUCAGAGUCACUUCCGCCUUCCUCGGAUGACUUUCCCAUCAUAGGUUCGUACUUCGCGAGUUCGAUGGUGCUGGUGUCGCUGUCUCUCCUGCAGACCGCCAUCGUCCUUAACGUUUUCUACCGUGGAACCAAUGGCCGUCGAGUGCCCAGAUGGGCGAAGGUCGUGUUCCACCAGUACAUUGGCCGUGUCCUGUGUAUUCCGUCUUCCAAAGUUGGCGUUGAUGAUACCCCUAUGCAUGAGAUUGUAAAUCAUGAACGCCAUCCACCAGAAAAGCGUUCAAAUGUUGAACAAGAUGACAACAGAUUGGAUGACACAAAUGAAAUAAAACUCACGAACAAUCACAUAACCAUGGAUAACAAUAGCCCAAUGAUCAAAAGAAAUUGCGUUCUACCAGGUUUCGUUCGUAGCAAAAAUGUUGAUGGGCAAAUGGAUGGAACAUUAAAUCUGAAAGAGAGAUGUUUGAGGAGAAUUGUCAGUCAUUUGGAACAUGACCAAAGUAAGGAAGACGUUGGAUCAGAGUGGAGAGAUAUUUCAAAUGUCUUGGACCGACUAUUCCUGGUGUUAUACAUGCUGGAAGGAAUCAUCUACUUUCCUUCACCAACGAUGGAAUUAGCUUCUUUCUCUCAUCAACGAUGGGAUUACCUGUUUCAAAUUUCUGUCACCAACUUUGGAAACAUAUAGUUUCUUUCGUUGAGGUCUCUUGUAACAAUGAUGUUACUUUAUCGUUUCUGUCAUCAACGAUUGAUGCUUAUACCAUAAUGAGUGUUGGACUACACCUUUCUCAUCUGCAAUGGACAUCUUUCAAAAGACUGUAAGAAUGUUAACAAAUUAUUCUUAUUCCUCAAAUUUUCGUUGAUCAAUCCAUUUCGGACGCAUUUCCAUGUAUAUGUAACAACAGGUACCCUCAAACCGUAGUAAAAGACGAAAAAAAAUAUCCAGUGCUACAGAAUUGACCAAAGGAACGUAAGAACACUUGAGCACGAAGUUCUCAAGGUGAGCUCUCCAGCGUCCGUCGUCCGGCGUCAACAUUUUAAAACUUCUCUGAAACCCAAUGGGCCAGACCCAUGAUAUUUGGUAUGCAGUCUCAUUACUGGUCUUUAACCAAGAAUGUUCAAAUGAUGCCCUUUGAUCAAAUAUGACCCAGCCCCAGGUGUCACAAGUUUUUAUAUACUUAAAUGUUAAAAUGUUUGAAAAUCUUCUUCUCUGAAACCGCAAGGCACAUAUUCUUGAUAUUUGGUAUGCAGCCUCAUGUAGUGAUCCUUUACCGAAAUUGUUCAAACUAUGUCCCUGUGCUGAAAAAUGGCCCAGCCCAAAGUGUCUCUCGUUUCCUUUAUACUUAAAUAGAAAACAAUUAAAUAUCCUUAUGUAUAUACGUAUAUUGAUAUAGUAACUAUAUAUGAGCGUAUAUAUUCCAACAAAUUUGCAUGUUUUUAUAUCAACUAAUUAGAAUAUCUUGUUUUACUGUAUACAUGUUUGAUAUACGUUUUACUAUCAUUAAU